ACAGGACUCAAGCUUAAAAAGGACAAAUGUAAAAUUGGGGUGCCCUCUACAGAUUUUCUGGGAUUCAAAAUUGAUGCCAAUGGGAUUCAUCCUGCUGAGUCCAAGUUAAAAGCUAUCAUGCAAACUCCUAGGCCUAAGUCCAAAGCUGAACUGCAAGCUUUCCUGGGCCUCUUGACUUUCUAUAAUUCAUUCAUUCCUGAGAAGGCUAAUGUAGCUGAACCACUUCAUAGGCUUCUGGACAAACAGGCAGUGUGGCAGUGGUCACAAGCACAUGAAGCAAGCUUCAAUGAGGUUAAGGCCUUACUCACAUCCAACAAUGUGCUUUCACAUUUUAAUGAAACUCUUCCUGUGUGCAUCGCUUGUGAUGCUUCUCCUUAUGGAGUGGGAGCAGUACUCAGCCACCUCAGACCAGAUGGAACUCAGGUUCCUGUUGCGUAUUACUCUAGAACCUUGUCUUCUGCUGAACGAAACUACGCCCAGAUAGACAGGGAGGCCUUAGCUGUUGUUGCUGGAAUUAAAAAAUUCCAUGAUUUCACGGUCUACACUGACCAUAAGCCUUUGUUGGGGUUGUUUACAACAAACAAACAGACUCCCCAUAUCAUCUCCCCCAGGAUGCUCAGAUGGUCAAUCUUUCUAUCAGCCUAUGACUUUUCUUUAAUUCACAAACCUGGCAAGGAAAUGGGUCAUGCUGAUGGCCUCAGUAGAUUAUGUCUGCUGUGGGGCAGCAAAGUUGUCAUUCCUACCUCAAUGAGGUCUAGGGUCUUAGAUUCCCUUCAUGAGGGCCAUCCUGGCAUUGUACGAAUGAAGGCGCUUGCACGCAGCCAUUUGUGGUGGCCUGGGUUAGACAAGGAAAUUGAGGCUAAGGUGCACGCAUGUCACCUUUGUCAGUGCUCACGCCCAGAAAUGCCUCAGGCCCCUGUGCAUAGAUGGGAGGAAACACAGUCUCCAUGGUCUAGAGUGCACAUCGAUUACGUUGGGCCCUUUCAGGGUCAAUUCUUCUUGGUCCUGGUUGAUAGCUAUUCAAAAUGGCUUGAGGUUGUACCUGUCUCUUCCACCACCACUGCAAAGACUAUUCAAGUACUGAGAGGGAUUUUUGCUGCACAUGGGCUUCCGGAUGUUUUGGUGUUUGACAAUGGCCCUCAAUUCUCUUCUUCCGAAUUCCAAGCUUUCUUACAGGCCAACAUGAUUCAUCAUGCCACCUCCGCGCCUUUCUACCCUUCCACCAACAGUAUGGCUGAACGGAUGGUCUGCAUCACCAAGGAUGCUUUAAAGAAACUGACCUAUGUGGACUGGCACCACAGGUUGGCUGAUUUUCUUCUUGCUUACCGCACCACACCCUCAACUUCUACGGGGAGAAGCCCAGCUGAACUUCGCUGGGGGUGCAAACUAACUACUAAACUUGACCGGUUGCAU
This is a messenger RNA of Crotalus tigris (Tiger rattlesnake), 1413 nucleotides long. RefSeq lists its product as uncharacterized. The record is from RefSeq and is a predicted model, not a curated record. Gene Ontology annotation, molecular function: nucleic acid binding. Gene Ontology annotation, biological process: DNA integration. The transcript is spliced from 2 exons. The annotation marks the transcript as partial. Lineage: Eukaryota; Metazoa; Chordata; Lepidosauria; Squamata; Viperidae.